Molecule: messenger RNA, 4239 nt
Organism: Pseudophryne corroboree (corroboree frog)
Lineage: Eukaryota; Metazoa; Chordata; Amphibia; Anura; Myobatrachidae
Product: oocyte zinc finger protein XlCOF6-like
Exons: 8
Coding region: 779-3268 (829 amino acids)
Biological process (GO): regulation of transcription by RNA polymerase II
Cellular component (GO): nucleus
Molecular function (GO): DNA-binding transcription factor activity, RNA polymerase II-specific; RNA polymerase II cis-regulatory region sequence-specific DNA binding
Source: RefSeq, a predicted model, not a curated record
CAACCAGGAGCAGCCCCGCCCACUCUCCCGCUCAUAAGCCGGAGAAACCCGUCACUCAUCAUCUAAGCAACGCCCAUUCUACCGUUCAUAGGCCGAAGCUCCCGUCACUCAGGCACACCCGCUCCUGUGUCCCGCUAUUAGUCGAACCGACCCUUCGCUCAUUCACACACCCUCCUGCCCAUAGCUCGCAGCCCCGCCCAUUCUACCGUUCAUAGGGCGCAGCGUCCAGUCACUCAUCAACAAGCACCGCCCACUCUACCCGCAACUUGUCGGAGUGCCGUCACUCAAUCACCUUCUCUCCCUCCCAUAGGCCGCAGCACAGUCCCCGCCUUCAGCUGCCUCCCGCCCCCCGGCCACUCUAUUCAUCAUUAUCUGCUGCUCACACAGACUAAGCCACCAUGGCGGCGCCCAUAGAGAGCCAGCAACAUGGCGCCUGCCCCAUCUUGAUGCUGUCCUGUGUGUGUAUGACAGCGUGUGUACAGAUCAGGGUUCUGUCUAUGUAGCCUACAGAUCAGUGGCGUGCCAUGAGGUUAUUGGCUGGGAUUACACAGUAGUGAAGAAGACAUCCAAUGAGUGUGAGAUACUCAACAGCCAUCCCCGUGUGUCAGGAGGACUGAGUAGAACCCAGAGCCCCAUCCCAGUGCCUCCACCUCACUUACUGACACAUGAGAGACACAAUGACCAAAAGAUCCUGGAACUCACCAACAAGAUCAUUCAGCUGCUGACUGGAGAGGAGGGGGAGUAUAUAGAGGAACACAGGGGUCUGUACAAGGACGUGAUGAUGGAGAAUCACCGGCCCCUCACAUCACUGGAAGGACCCAGUAACAGAGAUAUCUCAGAGAGAUGCCCCCGUCCUCUGUAUACCCAGGACUGUACAGAGGAGUAUCACAGGAUCUCACAGGGGGAUCAGGGUGAAGCCCAAUUAAAUAAUAUUAAAAUCAAAGAUACAGAGGGAGAAGAAGAGACGUAUGUGACUGAUAUAAAGGCAAAAGACAUAGAUGGAGAAGAAGAGACAUAUGUGACUGAUAUAAAGGCAGAAGAUAUAGAGGGAGAAGAAGAGACGUAUGUGACUGAUAUAAAGGCAGAAGAUAUAGAGGGUGAAGAAGAGACGUAUGUGACUGAUAUAAAGGCAGAAGAUAUAGAAGGAGAAGAGACAUACGUGACUGAUAUAAAGGCAGAAGAUACAGAGGGAGAAGAAGAGACGUAUGUGAGGGGUGAUCAGCAGUGGAAGGAGGAGGAGAUCCCUACAGAUAUAAGCACAGCAGAUGGACACACAAGCAGGAAUCUCUCAGAAGGACAUCUAAUGUUAUCCCCGGAUUGUGACAUAAAAAAUAAUGACAGUAGACAGGAUUCUCCAGGAGAUAACCCCAUUACCCCAAUUAUACAUCCAGCUCUAUCAGCUGAUCCCUCUGAUCCUGGGAAAUGUUCUCCUGAUCACUCUGAUAUUGGUGCAUCUGUUACAGCUCUGAGAGUAGAUACAGUGUUUCCCUGUUCUAUAGAUGCCAAAUGUUUUACACAGAACACAAAGCGUAUUAACCCACACACAGGUAAGGCAGGUGAGAGGCCACUGACAUGUUCUGAGUGUGGGAAAUGUUUUGCACGGAAAUCACAUCUUGUUUUACAUCAGAGAAGUCACACAGGUGAGAAGCCAUUUUCUUGCUCUGAGUGUGGGAAAUAUUUUAGAUGGAAAUCACAACUUGUUACACAUCACAGAAGUCACACAGGUGAGAAGCCAUUUUCUUGCUCUGAAUGCGGGAAAUGUUUUUCCCAGAAAUCACAACUUGUUACACAUCAGCGAAGUCACACAGGUGAGAAGCCAUUUUCUUGCUCUGAGUGUGGGAAAUGUUUUUCCCAGAAAUCACAUCUUGUUAUACAUCAGGGAAGUCACACAGGUGAGAAGCCAUUUUCUUGCUCUGAAUGCGGGAAAUGUUUUUCCCAGAAAUCACCACUUGUUACACAUCACAGAAGUCAUACAGGUGAGAAGCCAUUUUCUUGCUCUGAGUGUGGAAAACAUUGGUUAAAUAAAUCAAAACUUGUUAUACAUCAGAGAAGUCACACAGGUGAGAAGCCAUUUUCUUGCUCUGAAUGCGGGAAAUGUUUUUCCCAGAAAUCACCACUUGUUACACAUCAGCGAAGUCACACAGGUGAGAAGCCAUUUUCUUGCUCUGAGUGUGGGAAACGUUUUUUCUUCAAAUCACAACUUGUUAUACAUCAGAGAAGUCACACAGGUGAGAAGCCAUUUCCAUGUUCUGAGUGUGCGAAAUGUUUUACAAAGAAAUCACAUCUUGUUAUACAUCAGAGAUGUCACACAGGUGAGAAGCCAUUUCCAUGUUCUGAGUGUGGGAAAUGUUUUGCACGGAAAUCACGUCUUGUUAGACAUCAGAGAAGUCACACAGGUGAGAAGCCAUUUCCAUGUUCUGAGUGUGGGAAAUGUUUUACACAGAAAUCAGAUCUUGUUAAACAUCAGAGAAGUCACACAGGUGAGAAGCCAUUUCCAUGUUCUGAGUGUGGGAAAUGUUUUACACGGAAAUCAGAUCUUGUUAUACAUCACAGAACUCACACAGGUGAGAGGCCAUUUCCAUGUUCUGAGUGUGGGAAAUGUUUUACACAGAAAUCAGAUCUUGUUAAACAUCAGAGAAGUCACACAGGUGAGAAGCCAUUUCCAUGUUCUGAGUGUGGGAUAUGUUUUGCACACAUAUCAAAUCUUGUUAUACAUGAGAGAAGUCACACCCGUGAGAAGCCAUUUUCUUGCUCUGAGUGCAGGAAAAGUUUUACCUGGAAAUCCCUACUUGUUAUACAUCAGAGAACUCACACAGGUGAGAAGCCUUUUCCAUGUUCUGAGUGUGGGAAAUGUUUUGCACUGAAAUCAGAUCUUGUUAAGCAUCAGAGAAGUCACACAGGUGAGAGGCCAUUUCCAUGUUCUGAGUGUGGGAAAUGUUUUGCACACAAAUCAGAUCUUGUUAGACAUAACAGAAGUCACACAGGUGAGAAGCCAUUUCCAUGUUCUGAGUGUGGGAAAUGUUUUACACAGAAAUCACAACUUGUUAUACAUCAGAGAAGUCACACAGGUGAGAAGCCUUUUCCAUGUUCUGAGUGUGGGAAAUGUUUUGCACACAAAACCGUUCUUGUUAGACAUAACAGAAGUCACACAGGUGAGAAGCCAUUUCCAUGUUCUGAGUGUGGGAAAUGUUUUACACGAAAAUCAGUUCUUGUUAUACAUCAGAGAAGUCACACAGGUGAGAGGCCAUUUAUAUACUCUGAGAAAUAAAUCAGCUCUUGUUGCACACAAUAGACAUAGACCUGUCUUCUGCUCCGGGUACUGAGAACCCAGUACCAAUCCUAAAUGGUUGUCUAGCUGAGCUCCAGGUGUGGGUGAUGCCAGUUGGCUGUGACUCAGUCCUGGUGAAACAGGUCCUUAUGAUAGAAGCUCACCAACAAAGGACAGGGCUACAGCUCAGCUUUGCCUACCAACCAGAAUUACGCUUGGGGGUUCAGAGUUACAAAAUGCUGAUCAUGGGGGUGAUUCCGAGUUGUUCGCUCGCUAGCUGAUUGUAGCAGCAUUGCACACGCUAGGCCGCCGCCCUCUGGGAGUGUAUCUUCGCUUAGCAGAAUUGUGAACGAAAGAUUAGCAGAAUAGCGAAUAGAAAAUUCUUAGCAGUUUCUAAGUAGCUCCAGACUUACUCCUACACUAAGAUCAGCUCAGGCCAUUUUUUUCCUGGUUUGACGUCACAAACACACCCUGCGUUCAGCCAGGCACUCCCCUGUUUCUCCAGACACACCCGCGUUUUAUCCUGGCACGCCUGCGUUUUUCUGCACACUUCCAGGAAACGGUCAGUUUUCGGCCAGAAACACCCACUUCCUGUCAAUCACACUACGAUCACUUCAACGAUGGAAAUUCUUCGUUCUGCCGUGAGUAAAUCUGCAAAGUUUUGAACUAAAAUACUUGUCACACUGCGCAUUUUCGCAUUAAUUGCUCCGUUGCUAAAAUCGGCAACAAGCGAACAACUCGGACUGACCCCCCAUAUGCGGAAUCUUGGUGUCCUAGAUGGUGGAGUGACACUUAGACAUCAGGUAUCAGCCACAAUCAUAUCCUCAUCUGAGGAACAUAGCCAGACUCCAGCACUUCUUUACCUCAGAAGAUCUACCUACAGUCAUACAUGCACUUUUAUCAUCACUCACGCACAGAACCAGUUGAUAAUUAGCAAUAAAGGUUAUGUCAAAGCGCUAUGAGGGGAAGGA